AUGUUCUUCACCAGAGCGCGUUCCCCUUUCACAGAAGAAAGAAAUUUGAACGUCAUAUUUCAAGUCCUGCUGGCAAUGCUGCUUGGCCAUCUCGGCAACGUGGGCAAACUCCACCGGGCAGCCAGAGCCUUUACGGUCGUAAUGUUGCGCGACGGUCAGGUCCGUUCGCGCCAGAAACUCGACGACGCCACACCUGCAGAAGUCAUCUAG
Soboliphyme baturini is the source of this 210-nucleotide messenger RNA. The record is from the annotation of a GenBank genome assembly. Lineage: Eukaryota; Metazoa; Nematoda; Enoplea; Dioctophymatida; Soboliphymatidae.